GAGUUCCGGUGGGAUUUCCGGAAGUGCUCGGCGGCAUUGUACGGGCUCUCGGCCGCUGUCGCUUCGUGUUUAAUGUUAACUAAAUAAAACUCCGGGUUUUUUUUUUUUAUUUCCUCACAGUAAAAUAAACAGAUUGCAUGAGUCCGGGUUCGGAGCAGACUGGACUGUGUAUCGCUCUGCUCGCGGUUAUGGAGUAAACGCGCUGUUAAUGGACUUCGGUACUUUGUGAGGAGUUUUUUUGCGCUGUUGCUAAGCUAAAAUAAAAUAAUCCGCUUGCGGCGCCAUUUUCCAGCUUCAUACUUCGCGCUGAGCUCCGUCACACUGCGGCCAGGUUCGGGACCGGCUCUAGAUCCGGAGAGGUAGAGAGAGUGUGUGUGUGUGUGUGUGUGUGUGUGUGUGUGUGUGUGAGAGAGUGAGAGAGUGCGCGCCGCAGUGCUGAUUUAGAGGAUUCGCGCAGCUCCGUAAGUGACUUGGAGCCGGAAGCUUGUGUCGGUUUCGGUGUCGGUCCCGGUGUCGGUCCCGGUGUGUGUGAUGAUGAACGGGUUCAGCACGGAGGAGGAGAGUCCCGAGGGCCCGGGCCUGACCCCGCUGUUCCCCCAAAGCUGCUGCUGUCUGCUGGAAGGAGGAGAGCGCUGCGGCCGGCCCGCCGGAAACGCCUCCUUCAGCAAGAGGAUCCAGAAGAGCAUUUCUCAGAAAAAACUCAAACUGGACAUCGACAAGAGCGUCCGACAUCUCUACAUCUGUGACUUCCACAAAAACUUCAUCCAGAGCGUGCGCAACAAGCGGAAGAGAAAAACCAGCGAUGAUGGAGGGGAGUCUCCUGAUCAUGACGUUGAAGUUCCGGAGGUGGAUCUGUUCCAGCUGCAGGUGAACACAUUGCGUCGUUAUAAACGACAUUACAAAAUCCAAACCAGACCCGGACUCAACAAAGCCCAACUGGCAGAGACGGUAAGUCGCCAUUUCCGGAACAUUCCGGUGAAUGAGAAAGAAACGCUGACGUACUUUAUUUAUAUGGUGAAGAGCAGUAAGAGCCGACUGGACCAGAAAUCAGAGGGAAGUAAACAGCUGGAGUAACACUGACACCUUUCAGCCGAUACACACACACACACACACACACACACAUGUACGUCUCUCCUGGCGUACUUAAUGACUGCUUACACUUCAGCAGAUUUCAAUGUGAAUAUUAAUCUGUUUAUAUACACACACACACACACAGAAAUGAGAUCACCGCUGUGGGCGGAGCCUGUCUGACUGUUUGUCUAAUGUUAAUGACCCUGAAGUGCUUUUUGGUUCCUCAUGAUGUUAUUCCCUUGUUUCUGUGCCAAACUGAUGAGGAUGAUGGCGGCAGGAUUUCAGUGCGAUAAUCGUUCUAAUUUUUAUUAACAUUAAUAACACUUUAUUAUAACACUGAGCAGCUCUCACACUUCAGAUGGAAUCAUUAGUCGUGUCCUUCAGCUUCUUGUCACUUAGAGAACUUUUAUUUGUUCCUGAUUUAGAGCUGAAUGUCUUCUCUUCCUUUUCCUCCUCCACUUAUUAAUUAGUGUCUGUAUAACAGCUUACACAUGAUGAGAACUCGCUAAAUAUUUCUCUCCGUCUCUGAACCUCUUUCAGUGUUGUAAAAUGAACAUGUGUCUCUUCCCCCCCCCCCCCUUUUUUUUUUAUUAUUAUUAUAGACUUCUAAUUCAGGACUAAAUGGGCGGGGCUUCAGUUUUGUGUUUUUAAACUAAAAAUAAACACAUGCUACUUUAAAUGUGUGUAAUAAUGCAGUGUAACACAUCUGGACUCGCACCACACAUUACACCCUGUUACAGAUCUCUAUUAUCUGACGCUGAUGAAUUAUCCAUGAGAUCAUUACCAUAUGUAAAUUGGAGUUAAAAUGUGAUUAAAUGUUUAAUAAAAUACAA
Messenger RNA from Silurus meridionalis, 1904 nucleotides. RefSeq names its product sap30-like (gene sap30l). Gene Ontology annotation, biological process: regulation of DNA-templated transcription. The record is from RefSeq and is a predicted model, not a curated record. Gene Ontology annotation, molecular function: transcription coregulator activity; protein binding. Bases 532 to 1074 code for a protein of 180 amino acids. Lineage: Eukaryota; Metazoa; Chordata; Actinopteri; Siluriformes; Siluridae. The transcript is spliced from 4 exons. Gene Ontology annotation, cellular component: histone deacetylase complex.